This is a messenger RNA of Cyclopterus lumpus (lumpfish), 3897 nucleotides long. It is a transcript of the gene ppfibp1b, whose product is annotated as PPFIA binding protein 1b. The record is from RefSeq and is a predicted model, not a curated record. Gene Ontology annotation, molecular function: protein binding. The coding region runs from base 199 to 3081 and encodes 960 amino acids. Gene Ontology annotation, cellular component: presynaptic active zone. NCBI's taxonomy places the organism in Eukaryota, Metazoa, Chordata, Actinopteri, Perciformes, Cyclopteridae. Gene Ontology annotation, biological process: neuromuscular junction development. The transcript is spliced from 27 exons.
AACUUCCAUAUCCAACGAUCCCGUCUUCACCUCGGUACAUCAUGGCGUAGUAAUGUGGAUGGACGGGGGCAGUACUGGUCGGCACGGAAAAGUUCAGAAACCAAGUAGCGUUGUUGCAAGAUCAUUGUAAACAAUCAACAAGCGAACGGGCAUUUCGAAAUCACUUCGAGCGGACUUUCGGUUCAUCAGUAACUAAAGAUGAUGGCUGAUGCAAGCGACAUGUUGGCAGCUGCCCUGGAGCAGAUGGAUGGCAUUAUAGCAGGCUCCAAGGCUCUGGACUACUCCAAUGGGCUGUAUGACUGUCAGUCACCCACCUCCCCUUUCAUGGGCAGCCUGCGGGCACUUCACCUUUUGGAAGACCUCAGGAGCGUCCUGGAGUUAAUGGACACAGAGGAAAGGGAGAGUCUACGCUGCCAGAUCCCUGACUCCACAGCUGACAGUCUGGUCGAGUGGCUCCAUGGUCACUUGUCCAACGGGCACAUCUCUCUGAGUGGGGCAGACCACUACCAGGAAAGGCUUUCCCGAAUAGAAAGUGAUAAGGAGUCACUGGUUCUUCAGGUGAGCGUGCUGACGGACCAGGUGGAGGCUCAAGGAGAGAAGAUUCGAGACCUGGACUUCUGCUUAGAUGAGCACAGGGACAAACUCAACGCCACUGAGGAGAUGCUACAACAGGAGCUUAUGUGCAGAAAUGCACUGGAGACUCAGAAGCUGGAACUGAUUUCUGAAGUGUCCAACCUGAAGCUGAAGCUGAAUACCAUCGAGAAGGACCGACUUGAUUUUGAUGAUAGAUUUAGGGAUAGUGAGGAUUUGAUUCUUGAAAUUAACGAACUGCGGUACAGAUUGACAGAGCUGGAGAGUGAAAAACAACAGUAUGAAAAGAAACUUAAAUCCACAAAGGAGGAGCUAGCCAUACUGAGGAGGCAGCUGGAGGGCCCAGACGGAGAGAUGAGGAGACUACAGGAUGAAACAGGCUUCAAAAUCACCGCCUCGAGCAGUUCAGAUCCUACAGAGAGAGUCUCUCAUCCAGAUGAAACUCUUAGAAAGAGGCUGAAAGAAAAACAUGUGGAAGUGCAGAGAAUGAAAAAGGCAGCUGAGUCGUUGAUGGCAGCCAAUGAAGAGAAGGAUCGAAAGAUUGAUGAACUAAAGCAGUCGCUGCUGCGGUAUAAGAAGGUUCAAGAGAUGGUGAUGUCGGUGCAAGGGAAGAAAGAGAAAAGCAAAGAUACCGAGCACAUCGAGAGUCAUGGUGAUGAAUCCAUUGCAUUCUUGUCAACCAUCCCUGUGUUUGCGGAGUCAGAAAAGUAUGAAGUUACAGAUGAACAACUGAAAAGGAGGAGCCCAGAUGAGUUGGAGAUCCUCAAUGGACUGAAUGAAGAGUCUUCACCCACACCUAGCCCUUCAGAUCCAGAAGGAGUAUCAGAGUCGGCACCAACAGAUGUAGAAAGCAGCCAAGAUGCUACAAAGACUGGCAGCCGAGACCAGCUGGAUAAGAGCAAUAAUCAAAAGAAUGCUAGUGAAGAGACCAGUGAAAAGCCACCCAUGAGUCCUUCAGCCACCUUGCCUGCCACCACAGAGGAUGACAACUUUGGCUCGAGAAAGGCUCGUUCAUCCUUUGGAAAGGGCUUCUUCAAGAUCCGUGGAGCCAAGAAGACAGCCGGUACCCCGAACCUCGACCGCAGCCGGAGUGCAAGUGCGCCUAUGCUAGCUGAAACAGAGCAACAGGGCACUGAACAUCUGGAUCUGGCCGGGCUGCCACAGAGGUUGGCUAACAGCGACAGCACCAACACGUUGUCUACAACCCCAGAGAGCAGGAAAAAGUCCAAAGGAAUAAAGAAACUCUUUGGGAAGCUAAAAAGGAGUCAGUCUACCACAUUCAACCUGGAUGACAACCUCCCAGAAGGUGAUUUCAAGAGAGGUGGAGUGCGAGCCACAGCAGGACCCAGAUUGGGUUGGUCUCGUGACCUCAAAAGAGAGAACAAUGAUGUUGAUGCUCCUUUUGCACGCUGGUCAAGGGAUCAGGUGUGCGACUGGCUGCAGGGGCAGGGUCUCGGCCUUUAUGUGAACAUGGCGCGUGUAUGGAUCUCCUCUGGUCAGACGCUGCUACAGGCCUCACAGCAGGACCUGGAGAGGGAGCUGGGCAUCAAACAUCCGCUGCACAGAAAGAAGCUGCAGCUGGCUCUGCAGGCGCUGGGCUCAGAGGAGGAGGAUAAUAAGGGAAAGCUGGACUACCACUGGGUGACGAGAUGGCUGGAUGACAUUGGUCUGCCUCAGUAUAAGACCCAAUUUGAUGAGGGGAGGGUGGAUGGUCGCAUGCUGCACUACAUGACAGUGGAUGACCUGCUUUCUCUGAAAGUGGGCAGUGUCCUGCAUCACCUCAGUAUCAAGCGAGCUAUCCAAGUGCUCCGACUCAACAACUAUGAGCCCAACUGCUUGCGUCGUAGACCGUCUGACGAGAACAAUAUUUCUCCAGCAGAGAUUUCCCAAUGGACCAACCAUAGGGUUAUGGAGUGGCUGCGCUCUGCAGACCUUGCUGAAUACGCUCCCAACCUGAGAGGCAGCGGCGUGCACGGAGGCCUGAUGGUUCUAGAGCCACGGUUCAACGUGGAGACCAUGGCUUUGCUGCUGAACAUCCCCCCCAACAAGACUUUGCUACGCCGUCACCUCGGCACACAUUUCAACCUGCUCAUUGGCUCAGAGGCCCAGCAGCUCAAACAGGAGUGCCUAGAAAACCCAGACUACACUCUGCUAACUGCCACCACUAAAGUCAAGCCAAGGAAACUGUCAUUUGGUAACUUUGGAAGUUUGAGGAGGAAAAAGCCGGAUGAGACAGCGGAGUAUGUGUGUCCGAUGGAUGUGGAGAUGCCAAAGGGACGAAGCUUCCAGAAAGGCUUCGAACUCCAAAUCUACGAGGAUGACCUUGACAGGCUGGAACAGAUGGAGGACUCUGAGGGAACUGUGAGACAGAUCGGAGCUUUCUCUGAGGGUAUUCAAAACCUGACGAGCAUGCUGAAAGAUGAUGAAUUCUUCAAAGAGGCUUCAAAUUCACCAAACCUCAGUGUAACAGACGAGGACUCCAACGCAUGAGCACGUCAGCACCGUGAGACCUGGCCCUGCUGUGAAUGAGACUCUGUGCCAGUCCUCUCAACUCGCACACAGACUUGUCUCAACAAACCCCAACAAUGCUCCCACAUUUCUUCUUAGUGUUACAUUCAAGGAUGAGCCGAAAGUAUUACAUUGUUAAAUGUUUAGUUUUAAGCGAUGGCAGCGGACGCUAUCACUCCUGUACUUUGUCGUCUGAUGACAGCCAGGGAACAUUUAGGGCAACACCACUGCUUGCCUACCAGCUGGUUUCUGGAGAUAUUUUGUACUCCGUUGUGUACUGGCACAUUUCUAUUUAUGAUAGAACACAAGUGUCAACCAGCAGAAGAAAUAUGCCAAUAUAGAUUUUAAUAUAUGUCUUUUAAAUUGACUGUAGAAAUAUUGAAAAAAUAAGUGAUAUGCUGAGAAGAUUUUCCCAUUUUUAGAAGUUGGUGUAAAGUAAUAACUCCGAAACAGCUGCUAUGUUUUCUACAGAACUAAAAAUUGUCAUAUAUUUUAUCCUACACUGAACAUUUUACAGGUUUUCACUCCACAGUAAUAUUCUCCAUGUAUUUGCACCAAUGCAUAACAUACAACGCCUAAACAAUAUCAUUGCGUGGUAUUGGAAUUCAACAUAUUUACAGUAUAUAAGUUCUUCCUGUUUAUUUUUUACUAUAAAUUGUUUUUUAAUUGGACCUGUAUUUUGGAAAAAUUUCAGAUUUAUUUGAAAUAAUAAUGUUAUAAUGCAACCAUUGACCAUACAUGUUCUGUUUUUUUUUUUAACGUUUAUUAAUUUCUGAGAUAAAUAAAGUUAUUUAAAUC